CAUCUGUCAGAAUAAUGUAAAAUUUUCUUUUACUGUUAAAUUAAAUUAUUGUUUUUGCCACAUAUCAUUAUAGUUCAGGCAGGUUGAUAUUAGAACUAUGCAUGGGAAGAGGAAAAUAAAAUGUGAUGGAAAAUAAACAGUCUCCAUCCAAGAAGAAGUUACUGUCCAUCCAAGAAGAGAAGUUGAUACGUGAGGUUGAUUACGAUUCUCUCGCGGGAGGUUCUGCCCGCCUACAUAAGAAACAACUUCUUCUGGAUUUAGAGAUACUUCAGAAGAGACCAACGCACCGGCCGGCUUCACAAAGAGUACUCGUUUCCAUCAAACCGAGAGCGCCCGCGAUCAAAACCUUAUACGUUGCAGAAAAGAGUCGCUUCCACUCCAAGAAGGGUUCAGACAGGUCAGGAUCUCGCCUUGGCAUUGGGGAUCAUUCAUCUUUCACCACUCAUUUCAAUAAGGAUGAUUCAAAUGGUAUAAAUUCAAUCGCUUGUGGUACGGAGCAGCCUUAUACAAAAAGUGGAACAGAGAAGGUUUCCUCGCUGACAAUUCAGGUAGAGAGCUCAGCAAUAGUUUCGAAAUGUUCACACACUGACAGCACGCCUAACAAGGUAAAUGUAUAUAAUGCAAAACGACGGUCCGCAGAAAAAUGCUAUGUUUAUACACAGCCGCAAAUAAAUAUGAACCUUCCUAAAGUUGAUGCCAAAGCAGAUAAAAAGUCGUUAAACCCCAACAAAGUUGAUAUAGCCACAUUAAUAAUUACGAAUACAUCUUCCGAAGAUUCAGUGCCACCCUCUGUCACCACAAUUAAUAAUUUGAAUAAACGAAUUGAUCAUUUGGAACGUAAAAUUUUAAGACAAGAAAUGGUUUUCCGUUCUAUAGAUCCUAACAUACCUCUGUCUUCGUCAGAUGAAGAACCUAAAGGUAACAUAAUGAGGACUACAUCUGGGACCGGGAGGCCUGGUUGUAGCUACAUUCAGCAGUAUAGCCACGUUCCUGAAACCUCAGCGUUCCAGCGCUACGCACAACAAGCCGCACCGCUGUCGCCUAGCAAAGCUACUACUUUAGAAAAAGAACACAACUCUGAGCAGUAUGGUCGAGACUUCACCGCCUACGAUGGGAUAACAGCACGUGGCCGGCGACAGUGCGCGUCAGUUCCCUGCAAACGGGAUGACAUCCCAAAAAUGGCCGCCGAACGAGUGCACAAGAUCCGACAUAAACUUAAUCCAGUACGUGAUUAUCGGCUCAUGGACACGGUCCAUUACUUAGCUCAAGGCGAAUUUGCUCCACGUGACGAUGGAAUCAAACUAACGCCAUCUCGAGAAGCUGUCCUCAGUGAUAUUAUUUGGGAGGACGUGUGUCGCACACACUGGCCUAAUGCACGACUCGGGCGACGAGUUGCUCAUUCGGAGAGAUGUAGCACAAGGUGUGAGCUGCAGCGACUGAUAGACAGCCUUCUACGGGAACGUGUAGCCCAUGUGGAGCGAAGGAGAAGGCGCCACUACAGAAUAGUAAAACUAAACCAUCGUCAUGAGAGUUGCAGACCUGUGGGCAAGACCGGGGAUAUCAUUGUUGCUAGCCAUAAAAAUAGACAGGGCGAAGAAGUUGCCAUCAGUGAUCACAAUGCUACGAGUGCAAUGAUGGCUGACAGGCGAUGGGAGGAGCCCGGCGCACGUAGAACUCCGAGAAGCCACGAUCGGUUGGGGGCGGAUACGCGACCAAAUCGUCACUCUUUGGAUCGCAGGUAUGGGUACGAAGACUGUGUUCCGGGUCCAAGUUACGCAGUAAAUAGGUCGCCGCCGAGCAGAGAGCCGACUUGUUGCUACCAGACAUCGAGCCCAGUGAAGGCGGACAGGCGCAGUGACAUGCGCAAGAAGCGUCGCAACGGGAGCCGCGAGCUCACCAGCGGCAGCAGUUCCACUUGCAAGCCGAGGAACCCUCGGCUGAUCGUCAAAAAGGUGGCGUCACAUCGCAAGUACCACCCUAAGGAUGAGCCCAACCUCGAACACUACAUCUUGCUGCCGACACUGGUUGUACGAACACCGUCUAAUAUGAAACGUCAGAAGAAAUUUAACGAAUUAUACCAUCGCAUUUUAAACGUCCAAUUAAAUAACGUACAAAACAAUACCAUUGACCCCGACUCUGAUCAACCCAGCACUUCGCAGGCACCGACUAAGAAAGACGUUGGCCUGAACUUCAACAUCACUCUAUCCAACAGUUCGGAGCAAAUUAACGAAUAACUACAAUCCUUAUAUCAUGGCGCGACUAUCUACAAGGUUACGAAAUAGUAAAAUUUUCAUAUAGUAUAUAUGUAAUUUAAAUACUUUUUAAAUAUAGUAAUCUUUGGUAUAAAC
Trichoplusia ni (cabbage looper) is the source of this 2348-nucleotide messenger RNA. RefSeq lists its product as uncharacterized. The transcript is spliced from 5 exons. Lineage: Eukaryota; Metazoa; Arthropoda; Insecta; Lepidoptera; Noctuidae. The record is from RefSeq and is a predicted model, not a curated record. The coding region runs from base 126 to 2234 and encodes 702 amino acids.